AUGAAGUUUUCUAUCCACCUUCUUCCUCUCUUCACGGCCCUUACCCUAGCAUCGCCAGUUGAUCUUAGUCGGUCAAAUAUCCACCGGCUCUUCGUACGCCAGGACAUCCAAACACCUGUAAAUGCUUCCCUUCCGAAUGUCACCAUCUUCGCAACCGGUGGGACAAUCGCCUCGCAGGGUAGCAGCAAUACUCAAACUACCGGCUACUCGAUAGGUCUCGGAGUCCAACAACUUGUUGAUGCCGUUCCAGAACUCCUGAACAUCUCGAAUAUCGCCGGCUACCAGAUCUCCAACGUCGGCUCUGGCAGCGUCAAUGAAACCAUCAGCUUGAGCUUGGCGCAUAUGAUCAAUGCUGAGUUGGCCAAGGAGGAAAUCUCUGGUGUUGUAGUAACGCAUGGCACCGAUACGCUCGAGGAGACUGCUUUCUUCUUGGAGAGUACGGUAAACUCCACUAAGCCUGUCAUUGUCGUGGGUGCUAUGAGGCCAGCGACUGCAUUGAGUGCAGAUGGACCGCUCAACUUGUUCCAAGCAGUCACCCUGGCUGGAUCGCCUGCCGGUCGAAAUCGAGGAACGAUGAUCGUCCUCAACGACCGCAUUGGUUCUGCUUUCUACACCACAAAGAACAAUGCCAACACACUGGACACAUUCUUCUCGACUGAAGCAGGGCAACUCGGCGUCUUUAUCAACCAGGUCCCAUACUUCUUCUUCGCACCCUCGGAGCCUGUCGGCCGCGUAGUCUUCGAUGUGACCAAUGUUACGGAUUUGGCGUCCGUACCGAUCCUAUACGCCCACCAGGACAUGGACCCCUCGCUGUUCAACGCGUCUUAUGCUUCCGGUGCUCAGGGCAUCGUCUACGCCGGAGUCGGUGCAGGCGGCGUAUCUGACAAGGCCGCUCUGGCUGCUGAGGAACUUUACAAUGCCACUGGCAUUCCGAUGGUUGCCAGUCACCGGAGUUCAGACGGAAUGGUACCAAACGGUGGCGACUUUACUAUUGCAAGCGGGUUUUACAAUCCGCAGAAGGCAAGGAUCCUGUUGCAACUGGGACUCACCAUGGGCUGGAGCGAGGAGGAGAUCAGAGAGGCUUUCGCGUUGAGCUAUCCUACGCCUUAA
Molecule: messenger RNA, 1110 nt
Organism: Alternaria burnsii
Lineage: Eukaryota; Fungi; Ascomycota; Dothideomycetes; Pleosporales; Pleosporaceae
Product: l-asparaginase protein
Exons: 2
Coding region: 1-1110 (369 amino acids)
Molecular function (GO): asparaginase activity
Source: RefSeq, a predicted model, not a curated record